Sporothrix brasiliensis 5110 is the source of this 2070-nucleotide messenger RNA. RefSeq names its product lysophospholipase. Gene Ontology annotation, molecular function: A2-type glycerophospholipase activity. The transcript has a single exon. Lineage: Eukaryota; Fungi; Ascomycota; Sordariomycetes; Ophiostomatales; Ophiostomataceae. The record is from RefSeq and is a predicted model, not a curated record. Gene Ontology annotation, biological process: glycerophospholipid catabolic process. Gene Ontology annotation, cellular component: cytosol; intracellular membrane-bounded organelle. The coding region runs from base 1 to 2070 and encodes 689 amino acids.
AUGGCUCUGUCCAACCUUGUUGUCUUCGGCCUGCUCGCCUCCCUUGCACCAGCCCUUGUCGCUGCCUCGGCCGUCCCCCUUUCUCCCGUCGACAUCAAUAACAACAACAACGACUAUGGCCUCAACCUCGAGCGCCGCGCCCUCCCAAACAGCCCCUCCGGCAACUACUCGCCCCUCGCCGUCGACUGCCCGGCCGCCCGGCCCUCCGCCCGUGCCGCCAACGCCCUGUCCCCCAGCGAGACCGACUGGCUCGCGCUGCGCCGCAACAACACCCUGCAGCCGCUCAUUGAUUUCCUGGUGGCCGCCAACAUCUCGGGCUUCGACGCCAAGGCGUACAUUUCCGGCGCCUCCGACGCCAACCGGCCCAAGAUUGGCCUGGCCAUGUCCGGCGGCGGCUACCGCGCGCUGAUGAACGGCGCCGGCUUCUUGGCCGCCGCCGACAGCCGCACCGCCGACCAGCCGGCCAACGGCAGCAUCGCGGGUCUGCUGCAGGCGUCCACGUACCUGGCGGGUCUGUCGGGCGGCGGCUGGCUGGUGGGCUCCAUGUUUGCCAACAACUUCUCGACCAUCGUGCAGAUGCGCGACGGCUACCCCGGCUCGGAUCUUUGGCGGUUUGACAACUCCAUUUUCGUCGGCCCCAGCAAGGACGCCCAGGACAGCGGCAGCAACACCUCGCGCUCCGCCAAGCGUGACGACACCGCCGACGUGUCUGUGGAGCGCCGCGGCAUCCUCUCGACCGCCGAGUACUGGACCGACGUGGCCCAUCAGGUCGCCGCCAAGGCCGACGCCGGCUACGAGACGUCGCUGACCGACUACUGGGGCCGCGCCCUCUCGUACCAGCUCAUCAACGCCCCCGACGGCGGCCUCGACUACACCUUCUCGUCCAUUGCCCUGACCGACAACUUUGCCAGCGCCGACACCCCGUUCCCUAUCCUCGUGGCCGACAGCCGCGCCCCCGGCACCACCAUCAUUGCCCUGAACUCGACCGUCUAUGAGUUCAACGCCUUCGAGAUGGGCUCCUGGGACCCGACGACCUUCGGCUUCGUGCCCACCGAGUUCCUGGGCUCCAACUUCUCCAGCGGCGAGGUCCCCACGGCCAGCGACAGCCACUGCGUGCGCGGCUUCGACCAGCUCGGCUUCGUCAUGGGCACCUCGUCGACGCUCUUCAACCAGUUCCUGCUGGCCAACCUGAGCGCCCAGGCCAACGUCCCCACGUUUGUGCUCAACAUCAUCGAGGACCUGCUCACGGACCUGGGCCAGGCCAACAACGACAUUGCCCAAUACGUGCCCAACCCCUUUUACAAGUACCACCCGGCGACCAACGACUUUGCCAACGCGACCCAGCUGACGCUCGUCGACGGCGGCGAGGACCUGCAGAACCUCCCGCUGCACCCGCUGAUCCAGCCCGUGCGCGCCGUCGACGUCAUUGUCGCCGUCGACUCGUCCGCCGACACCAACUUCAACUGGCCCAACGGCACCGCCCUGCGCGCCUCCUACGACCGCUCCUUGGGCGCCAUCGCCAACGGCACCCUGUUCCCGCCCGUCCCCGACGACCACACCUUUGUCAAUCUCCAGCUCAACCAGCGCCCCACCUUUUUCGGCUGCAACGCCAGCAACUUCUCCCUGUCGGACGGCCAGACCCUGCCCCCGCUCGUCGUGUACCUGCCCAACGCCCCCUUGAGCGAGUUCAGCAACGUCUCGACCUUUGACCCCAGCUACCCCUUGGCCCAGCGCAACGCCAUCAUCCAAAACGGCUUCAACGCCGCCACCCGCGGCAACGGCACCCUCGACGCCCGCUGGCCCACCUGCCUGGCCUGCGCCGUCCUGAGCCGCAGCUUCACGCGCACCCAGACCGCGGUCCCCGCCGUCUGCAGCAGCUGCUUCGCCCAGUACUGCUGGAACGGCACGCUCAGCACCGCCGACAACGGCGCGUACGCGCCGGCCCUGCUGCUCGAAGGCGCCGCGUCGUCCAACGCCACAAACGCCGCCGGCCGUCUGGGCGCCGCCGGCCAUGGCUGGGCCAAGGCGCUGGCCGUGGGUGUGUCGGUCGUGGUCGUGCUGGCACUGUGA